AUGGGCCUUAACCUGGACCACAAGACAAAUAUCAACAGGUUUAAAAAUGGAGUCACACAGAACGUGCUCUCUGAUGACCGCUUGAUUCGCCGCAAGGCUGUGGGCACGGGGCUGCUGGCCAAAGGCACGGGUGUCGUGGAGGGCAGGAAGCAGAGAUCCGGCCAGCAAAAACCCACCACCUCCUGCGUGAGGACCACUGUCCACAAGAAUGCCCUGGCCACCCUGGGUAGCCCUAGGCUCACUAUCCGCAAGAGCAAGAACCGCCCAGACCUGCACAUGGCUGCUGGUAGCCCUCCAAAGGUGAAGAGGAAGCCGCCCCCACCGAGAGCUCCUGAGCUCCUGUCCCCACCUCCAAAGCCAUAA
This is a messenger RNA of Hyaena hyaena (striped hyena), 363 nucleotides long. RefSeq names its product 60S ribosomal protein L28-like. Lineage: Eukaryota; Metazoa; Chordata; Mammalia; Carnivora; Hyaenidae. The record is from RefSeq and is a predicted model, not a curated record. The transcript has 2 exons. Bases 1 to 363 code for a protein of 120 amino acids.